Molecule: messenger RNA, 810 nt
Organism: Caenorhabditis remanei
Lineage: Eukaryota; Metazoa; Nematoda; Chromadorea; Rhabditida; Rhabditidae
Exons: 4
Coding region: 1-810 (269 amino acids)
Biological process (GO): embryo development
Source: RefSeq, a predicted model, not a curated record
AUGUCUCAAACAUCAAAGAAAAUGUUCGGUUGCAUCAAAUAUUCAAAACGCCGAAUCCAGCCGAUGCAACUGUUCAAAGCAGAAAAACGUCGGACGAUAAGUGUGUAUGAGAAGACGGACGAAAAUGCUAAAUUAGUUAUUUGGCUGAAAACGGAGAACGAGGGAAAUGAUGUGAUGAGACAGCUGAAAAUGAAAGACUCAGUUUUAGAUGUUGGAGAAAAAAACGAGAAAACCUUGAGUUUUUAUCUCAACAGCGAAUCUAAAGAGGAAGAUGUCGAUUUGCAAAUGAUACGUCUCUUCAAUUAUCUAUCGGAUCUUUUCAAUAAUAAGACUAUAACUGUCUGGAUUCGACCAUUCCGAAUAGCAACUUCUCAUUUCCUAUUUUCGAAUCUCCAGUUCGAAAGUUGUCUAUUUUUUAAAAUUCUCGGUGAUGAGUCUGAAAUUUUAUCGAAUAAAGAUGCGUCACAACUAUUGGAUAUGUUGAAGCCAACGGUUGGAGUCACUUUGAAAUGCCGUGUCGAGAAAGGAUUCAACCAGAGAAAUAUUUUCAAUCUAAAACGUAUUAUUGUAACUAAUGCUGAAUGGGUCUCUUUCGAUGAUCUACUGAACAUGGAUUGUGAGAGAGCAUUCUUCAAAAAACAUUCGUUCACAGAAGAAGACAUCAAAAAAGACCAUUACAUCUACAGUAUUGAAGAAAUCGACUGUCAGAAUGGUUUGGAUUUUGAGAGAAAGAGUGAUGGAAUGAUUGGGACAGUCAUUCAUCAAUCUGACUGGAUUGAUUUCUUCGUGUGGCACGAUAUACAAUUCUGA